AUGGAAGAACAUGAAGUCAGAUUUAUGAAACUAGAGCAAAGCGAUAAAGAAAAAACUGACCUUAUUGCUAAACUAGAACAUGAUAUUGAGGAAAUUAGAAAACAAACUCAAGUCAUUGCUAACUUACAGAAUAAAUCUAAGAAAAAUCGUAAAUUUCAGGAGAGAUGCAUUUUAAUAACCCAGAUACUGCUUGGCGAGGAACCUGUGGUUGAAUAUCAGCCCUCUUUCAUGCAAGGAUUAGAAUUUGGUGCCUUCUUUCAAAAAUACCAAAUUGCAUUAGAAGUACAAGGGGCUCAACAUCGGCUUCAUCACACUAGCUGGUAUAAAGAUGUCAAAAAACUUGAGGAUGUUGUUAAUCGUGAUCGGUUAAAAAGAUGCAUAUGUCAAGAUAAUGGAAUUUUUAUUCUCGAGGUAUGGUAUGACGAAAAACCUGAGGAUGUUGUUAAUCGUGAUUGGUUAAAAAGAUGCAUAUGUCAAGAUAAUGGAAUUUUUCUUCUCGACGAAAAACCUGAAAUUGUUAUUCCGGAAAGGAUACAAAAAAUUAAGGGUUUCGUUAAUCAAACGUUUAGAACUUUCGACCUAUAA
Diversispora eburnea is the source of this 585-nucleotide messenger RNA. The record is from the annotation of a GenBank genome assembly. NCBI's taxonomy places the organism in Eukaryota, Fungi, Glomeromycota, Glomeromycetes, Diversisporales, Diversisporaceae.